Hylaeus volcanicus is the source of this 2527-nucleotide messenger RNA. RefSeq lists its product as uncharacterized. Bases 663 to 1169 code for a protein of 168 amino acids. The transcript has 4 exons. The record is from RefSeq and is a predicted model, not a curated record. NCBI's taxonomy places the organism in Eukaryota, Metazoa, Arthropoda, Insecta, Hymenoptera, Colletidae. Gene Ontology annotation, biological process: septate junction assembly.
GUGAGGCGUGACUCGUGGAAGAGGGCGCACGCGACCCUUUUUCGCAAAAAUUGCGCGCCAGUGACACAAUCGUACCUAAGUGAGUACGACACGGUCAUACGGUGAACCUGGCUAACAAAGCCAGCAAACCGCCUGCGCAACUUGCACGUUACGACGUAGGCACGGUCUGUGUCAUGCUUGGCGUUCCAGUUUAAGUUGUACCGCGGCACAGUGUGGAACUGCACGGUUUACGCUCGAUUCCGCAUCGUUCAGCGACGAUCAGCGUGAUUGACCACCUGUCGCGACACGUCCGCCGCUAGUCGAUCCGACGCGAUCGUAUCGAUCGAUUCGACGGAAAUUUCGCGUGCUGGUGAUUCGCCUCGAUUGCAAUAACUUUGAAUAAAACUUGGUGGCAUUCUCUUGGUCGAGAACUUGACAGACAAGUGUCAAUAACAAGGUUUUUCGAUACGAUUCGGUGAACACGUGAGCAGGAAGGAUCUUCGGGGAUCUAACAGAGUGGCUGCACGUGGACCGUGGCCCGCGAUUACGUGGUGGGAAAAGGGUCGAUGUGCUCGAUGAGAGAGGACUACCAUUAGAAAGCGGGAAGAAUUGAUCGCGGACAAAGGGUGAACCUGAAAUCGUCCAAACUGGGUGACGGAAAAGGAAAACACCGACGAGUCAGAAUGGCAGACGAAAAUCCACAGGACCAGCGCGUCCCUAAGGAACGAAAAAUAAUCAGACACUUACCGUUUAUCAUGAAAAUUGUGGAAGUUGUCCUGUCUGUAUUUGCAAUCGGAUUAUUAGUUGAUCCACUCAACUCGUUCCAACGAAUCCUGAUCAGAUCGAGGUUCAAACUAGACGAUGCUGCGAUCAUUUACACCACCAUCGCCGGUUACAUCAUAAUCAACUCCCUUUUUAUCAUUUGCCAUUUCCUCGGGGACAGAAUACCGAAGCGAACGCUGAUAAUGUUCGCCUCGGUGGGCGCGCUUCUACACAUCGUCGCUGGAAGCGUUAUUGUCUAUAAUUGGAGGAAGAUCGUCGGCCCUUACUACAGCAACAACGAAUUUUACCCGAGCAAACAGUACAUGGACAUGUUCAUAUCGGCAGCGGUGUUCACAUUCGUGAACGCGUUGGUUUUCAUCGUCGAAGUUAUUCUCACUAUAAGGUAUUCGUCGAAGAACUCGGAGUGAAGAGGAAAGAAGGAAGUAGCUCUUACGAAAAGCAGAAAAAUCAGUAAUGACCCAACCAGAGAAUUAUGUACGUACUAAUGACCAGUAAAAAUUGAUAAACCAAAAGAAAUUUGCGAUAAAUGAUCAUAUAUAUAUAUAUAUUUCUGAAACGUAUAAUAGUACCGUUUAAAUUAUUUUAAUAUCCGAAUCGAUAACGUCAUGAGUGACAGUUAGUCAGAUACAUGUUAGUAUAAUAUAGCUAAUCGUUUUCACGACCUUCGAGAGGAGAAAAUUGAAAAACAGAGUUUAGGGAAGCGUUUAGAGUUUCGAAGAAAACGAAACAAAUAAGACAGAAAAGAUUUCCACCGAAUGUGUUCCAGAUCAUGUAUGCCAGAGGAAGAUUUCGUAAAAUUUCAUUGAGCACGAAAUAAUCCUGAAACCGACCGACAGUCUAUAAUAUAUUUAAGCAAAAUCUGUAUGCAAUUGAAAACCAAUUCUUGAGCCAAAUAUUCAAAGAUUAGGUGUAAGCCCUGUCGCCGUCCAAUCUAAAUAAAAGUAGCACUUACGUAGAGUUAAUUUUAUUGUAUCGUCACAUAAAGAACGAAGAGUACAGCAUUUGUAUUAGCAUUUUUAGAAAAUGUACAAAUUAAUUUGUAUUGUAUUUGAAUUGUAUUGUAGAAUAUUAGAUUGUGUAAACUGUUACUUAAUCGUUUUCUUUUUUAGCAAUUUUUAUAUGCAAUGCGUUCUCGAUAGCUUUAGCAUUAGUGUAAGAAUUUUAUUAAUAACUAACACCCAAAGAUCUUUAAAACAUGAUCGAAUAUACCCUAUAUUUUAAGGAUAUGAUAGGACCCACAGAGUAAUAUGAAUUUUGAUUCACAUCAUGCUACGAUCCAAAGUUCGUAUGAUUAUACGAUUAACCUGUUAAGUGCAUUAAAACUAUAAUUAAAUAGCUUAUUACUUCUAGCAACCUCUUUAGUGUAUUAUACGUUAUACAUGAUUGUAAAAUUCAAUCUCAGAAUUGCCAUGAAUAUUAUUAACUAAAGUAAUGGUUUUACUUUUUCUUAUUAAGUACUAAUUGUAACUAUAAAAAGACAAAAAAAAAACAAUUUCUAAUCGAUUAUACGCUUAUCGAUUUAGACGUGUCCCUCUAUCAAACAAUUCCGUCCAAUUUAAUAUUAGGACUACAUCGACGUAUGUUAAAACAAAUUACCAUAACGAUUAUAUUUCCAUACGUACGGAACGUAAGAAAAUAUAUAAAAGAAAAUUAAAUUUUAUAACGUACAUAUACUAUAAUACGAAUAGAAUUACGGAAAAUAAACGAUUCAUGUUAUUUUAUAUAAUUGUGCAUUCUACGAAACCAAUAAAAAUAAAUUUAAGCC